Phragmites australis (common reed) is the source of this 2159-nucleotide messenger RNA. Its product is annotated as phosphoinositide phospholipase C 2-like. The record is from RefSeq and is a predicted model, not a curated record. Lineage: Eukaryota; Viridiplantae; Streptophyta; Magnoliopsida; Poales; Poaceae. Gene Ontology annotation, molecular function: phosphatidylinositol-4,5-bisphosphate phospholipase C activity. Gene Ontology annotation, biological process: lipid metabolic process; phosphatidylinositol-mediated signaling. The transcript is spliced from 8 exons. Bases 160 to 1962 code for a protein of 600 amino acids.
AUACAGUUGGCGGCCAUCCAUUCCGUUGGGUUCCGCUCCUCCUCCCUCCCUCGCUUUCUUCCUUCUUGGCUUCGCCUCCUGUCCUACUCCUGACUCCUCACCUCACCUGCAGCUGCAGCGAGACCACCAAGAGCAGAGGAGCUGACCAAUCAAGAAAAGAUGGGUACCACGUACAAGUGCUGCCUCGUCUUCAAGCGCCGCUUCCACACCCGGGAUGCCCCGCCGCCCGACGACGUCCGCGCCCUCUUCACCCUCCACUCCGGCGGUGGGCCCCAAAUGGGCGCCGACGGCCUGCGCCGCUACCUCGACGCCACCGGACACGACCAAGGCCUGGACGACGCCGAGGUCGACCGCCUGCUCUACCAGAUCCGCCUCCUGCAGGGCCGCGCCCGCGUCCCGCGUCUGGCGCGCUCGCUGCUGGCCCUCGACGACUUCCACCGCUUCCUCUUCUCCCACGACCUCAACCCACCCAUCGGCCACCCGCAGGUCCACCACGACAUGACCCAACCGCUCUCCCACUACUUCAUCUACACCGGACACAACUCCUACCUCACCGGAAACCAGCUCAGCAGCGACUGCAGCGACGUCCCCAUCAUCAAGGCGCUACAGAGGGGGGUCAGGGUCAUCGAGCUCGACAUGUGGCCCAAUUCAACAAAGGAUGACAUCAACAUCCUACACGGCAGGACACUGACCACCCCGGUUUCGCUGAUCAAAUGCUUGAGGUCCAUCAAAGAAUACGCCUUUGUUGCAUCUCCCUAUCCUGUCAUCAUCACGCUCGAAGACCACCUUCCAUCUGACCUCCAAGAAAAAGUUGCCAAGAUGGUUCUUGAAGUAUUUGGCAACAUACUUUACUACCCUGCUACCGAUCAUCUCAAAGAACUCCCUUCACCUGAAGAGCUCAAGGGCCAUGUACUCCUCUCAACAAAGCCCCCCAAGGAGUACCUUGAAUCCAAGGAUGGUGCCACCAUGAAAGAGGGUGAUGCUGAGCUUCAACUUGGCAAAGGAGCUGGCGAUGAUACGGCAUGGGGAAAAGAAGUACCAGAUUUUCAGACUGAAAUUCAGUCUGCUAAAAAGCAGCAUGACGACGACGUCUCAGAACACCAAAGAGACGAAGACGACAACGACGAUGAGGAAGAACAGAAAAUGCAGCCACAUAUAGCUCCACAGUAUAAACACCUUAUUACUAUUAGAGCAGGGAAGCCAAAAGGUUCUCUAUCUGAUGCCUUGAAGAGUGAUCCGGAUAAAGUUAGGCGCCUCAGUUUGAGCGAGCAACAACUUGCAAAAGCGGCAGAGGAUCAUGGCACCGAAAUUGUGAGGUUCACACAGAGGAACAUACUGAGGAUAUACCCAAAGGGCACUCGUGUUACUUCAUCCAACUACAACCCAUUUCUUGGCUGGGUGCAUGGUGCUCAAAUGGUGGCCUUCAAUAUGCAGGGAUACGGAAGAGCCCUUUGGCUAAUGCAUGGAUUUUAUAAGGCCAAUGGUGGAUGCGGUUAUGUGAAGAAACCAGAUUUCUUAAUGCAAACAGAACCGGAAGUUUUCGAUCCGAGAAAACCCCAACCUGAGAGGAAAACCUUGAAGGUCAAAGUAUACAUGGGCGAUGGUUGGCGGGUGGACUUUAAGCAGACACACUUUGACAAGUAUUCUCCUCCAGAUUUCUAUGUACGGGUUGGGAUAGCCGGAGUUCCAGCAGACUCUGUGAUGAAGAAGACCAAGGCCAUAGAGGAUAACUGGGUUCCGGUGUGGGAGGAGGAGUUCACGUUCACUCUGACUGUGCCCGAGAUCGCUUUGCUCCGAGUGGAGGUGCACGAGUACGACAUGUCCGAGAAGGACGAUUUCGGCGGGCAGACCGUCCUGCCGGUUGCGGAGCUGCGGCCCGGAAUCCGGGCGGUGGCGCUCUUCGACCACAGAGGGAACAGGUACAACAACGUGAAGCUUCUCAUGCGCUUCGAGUUUGUUUGAGACGACGGUGCUCCGUGUCCAUGUUUUCUGUUCGAGUGUGAUGACGAUGGUUUCGGGUCGCGAUGCUUCUUUCUUGUGUGAAUAUGUUGUGUUUCUUUCAUGCAUGCUUGAUGUAACAGUUGAUCAACAAUUAGUUUUGUUAUUAUGAUCGAAUAACACUUGGUGUAAAUAGAGUGAAUAAAGAAAACCUUGGAAGA